This is a messenger RNA of Amblyraja radiata (thorny skate), 3197 nucleotides long. Its product is annotated as slit homolog 2 protein-like. The record is from RefSeq and is a predicted model, not a curated record. NCBI's taxonomy places the organism in Eukaryota, Metazoa, Chordata, Chondrichthyes, Rajiformes, Rajidae. The transcript is spliced from 2 exons. The coding region runs from base 404 to 1471 and encodes 355 amino acids. Gene Ontology annotation, molecular function: protein binding. Gene Ontology annotation, cellular component: extracellular matrix.
AAGUCGGAAGAAAACGAGAAAUGAUUGGAAGGAGUUUCACAUGUGACGGUCUCGGCUCUAUAAAACAAUCAGUACAGAACCAGACCUUCAAACCGAAAAUACCUUCCACCUUGCAGAGAGGGGUACAAGAAGGUAUUUGUAGAUUUGGAUGUUCUUUAAGUUGACGCAGUCAAAGACCAAAGGACAAAGGGGUGUGACUAUGCUGACAAAGUAAAUGUAUCAAGAAUGAAGAAAGAUCCUGGGUGACCAUUGGCAAGACGUGGUUGAGGUGACACAAGUUAAUGGAAAAUAACGGUCAUAAAUUUAUGACUGGGAAGGUCAGCUGGCUAAAUAUUUUUGGAAUUUGUCCCUGACUCUCCAAAGCCUCGGUUUCCAAAGCACUUGGACGAAAAUUGAAAACAGAAUGAACCCAAUAAUUACCAUUUGCCUCGGUGCCUUGUUAAGCAUCCUGAAGAUCGAUGGAUUUAAAAUGUGCCCCCACCGUUGCUCCUGCUACGAUUUCUCCCACUUUGUGGACUGUAAAAGGCGGUCGCUGACUGCUAUCCCGAGGGAUAACCCUCAUGGCAUUUGGAUGCUGGAUAUCAGAUACAACAACCUGACGGAACUCCUCGACGGUGCCUUCCGCGGCCAGUGGUCCACGCGGAUUGUCCUGCUGGCUGGCAAUGGAAUCCAACACAUCCAGUCAGGAGCAUUUGAGUCCUUGAAUUUUCUGGAAAUCUUGGAUCUGGAUCAAAAUCGGAUAAAGUAUCUACCGGGCUAUUUUUCUGACAGUCUGGAGCACUUGAUAGAGCUGAGGUUGUCCAAUAACCUAAUUGAAUACAUGCACGGGAACAGCAUGCGGAAUCUAGAAAACCUGCAGAAGUUGGACCUGAGUGGCAACUGGAUCACGGCGAUGGAAACGGGGGUUUUCCGAGGUCUGUCCAAACUGCGAACCCUGUUGCUGAAUAACAACAGGUUGGUUGUCAUUGAGGAUGGUUACUUCCUCAUCCUCCAGAGCCUGGAAGCUCUCCACUUGGAGAAUAAUACCAUUUCGGCCAUUCAGGGAGAAGCCUUUAGUUCUCUGCGGAGCUUGAACCUCCUGUGUUUGAACGGGAACCGCUUGAGUCACAUCAAGUUCAAAACGUUUCUGAACAUCCAGACCCAGGGCACUCACCUGCAGCUCGCUGACAAUCGCUGGGCGUGCGACUGUGAUCUUCAGAGAGUCUUCGUGAAGUUCUUUAGCGUCCGCCACCUACACGUGGACGAUUACAGCAACAUCACUUGCUCGGAGCCCGGACAUCUCCAGGGUCAGUCGCUGUUGGCCGUGGAUUCCCAGCUGUGUGUGGCCGAGACCGCCACCGUGCUGGUGAUCACAGGCACCGUGCUAGUCACCGUGAUCGCCGCCAUCGUCAUGGCCGAGAGGAACCGAAAUAAAACCAGGAACAAGAGCUGGAACGACAACGAUGGGCCCUCCGACCCACAGGAGAAGUGAUGCUUGCCCGAGGUACCUGAUACACGCCGCCGGCCAAGUCGUUGCACCGGCUGCCACAGAGCAUCCCAUCACCAACACACAAUCUCCCCCCAAAAUGCUCUUGACAAAUUGUAAUCACCACCUUCUCAGAAACGAACAUAACCAUUUUGUUUUUUAAUGGGAAUCCCUUUUAUCCCAGGGUCUGUCAGGGCCAAGUCAAACUGUGAAUCGUUUAUUAUUGAGACCCGGGGAAUUGCAGAUGCCGGAGAUCGUUUGCAAAACACAAUGUGCUGGAGGAACUCAGCGGGUCAGGCGGCGUCUGUGGAUUUCAGCGUGACUAUGUUUCUGAUUGGGACUAAUUGCAACAGGGGGAGAAAGCUGGGAAAGGGAUGAGGGCGGGACAAAGCCCGGUAAGUGAUAGGUUUUGCUUUUUGAUCAAGAAUGAACACUUUCCAGGGACAUUCACAAACUCCCGCCUCCUCAUCUGCCAGAGUUACUCCAGCAUUUUGUGUCUAUCUUCUAUUUUCUAUGCAUGAUCUAUGAUAUAUAUAUCGAUCUAUAGAUAUGUCCAUAGAUAGACACAAAAAUCUGGAGUUACCCAGCGGGACAGGCACCAUCCCUGGAGAGAAGGAAUGGGUGAUAUUUCGGGUCAAGACCCUUCUUCAGACCUGGUAGCCUGUCCCGCGGAGUUACUCCAGCUUUUUGUGCCUAUUUUCGGUUUGAACCAGCAUCGACAGUUCCUCCCGACACACACUAGAUAUAUCGAUUAUGGAUCAUGAAAAUCAGAGGGAUUUGGAAGUAGUCCCACCUGCUGUCGGACCAGAGGCUCUGGUCGAAGGAGUUCUUCAUCUUCGGUGGUGCGGGGUCUCGGGGAACUGGAGACACAAAGCAGUGACGUGGGAUAUAUAUGUAACACAAAGGUAUCAGGCAACUGCUAUAUUGAUUAGUGCCUACUUAGUCAAGGGGGAAGUCAUUGCUCUUGAAUUUCAAAGUUAUCUUUGAAUAACAUUCGCUAUGAAGGGGAUAUUAUGCUCUUUUUGCAUCUCAAGGUAUAAAGACACAUGGAGGAUUCUGAAGAAGAGUCUCGACCCUCCAGUAUUUUGUGUCUUUCUUCAAUAUUUACUAUUAACUAUUUCCUUAAGUUUGACCCUCAACAGGAGUGUUUUUUCCCAAUAAUAUAGAUUGACAAAUUGUUCCUUGUACUUUGCAAAUUAUGACUACCGUUUGCAAUGCAUGCAAAAGCAUUUGGGAGAUUUGAACUCAAUGCAACUAUUUUCCGCUCACGUUUAAACUUGCAGAAUGUAUCAUUUUUAAUUGAUGGAAAACUUCGGUCAACAAUCUUGAUUUUAUAUUUCAUAUUUAAAGUAAAUAAAUGUUCUUCUUUCGUAUGGCGUGCACAGCAUAAAGUUGUAGGUCAACUUGUUCUAUUUGAUCUUGUUUGUGCAAGUCGGGUUGAUUGCAUUAGUCGAAACAGGGUGGACCACGUGAAGGUUGCAAUCUCCCACCACAGUAAAUAAAUUACCUUAAUAAAUUACCUUUAAAAACUCAAAAAUAAUUAUUGACAAAUAGAUCCUGGUUCUACUGCAUAUAUUUUGUCAGGAAAUGCUACACAAAUCUAGUUAAUCGGCAAGACUAUGUUCAUGAUAUCAUCACUUAUUAAUUGACAAUAGAGAUAGGUGCAGGAAUAGGCCAUUGGCCCUUCAAGCCAGCAUCGCCAUUCAAUGUGAUCAUGGCUGAUCAUCCACAA